GGUCCGAAGUUAUAUAACCUAACUUGAAAAAUUCCCCUCUUCAAAGUCUUCACAGUUCCAAUCAAUCGUUCCUGGUGAACCCUAGGCACCAACUGAAGAACCCUAAGUAACGACCGAUCUGUGUUUGUUAAUAUGGCAACGACAGAGCAACCUAAGGCACCAACUGAAGAACCUAAGGUCGAUCUGUUCGAAGACGAUGACGAAUUUGAAGAGUUUGAUAUUAAUCGAGUGUGGGAUACCAAGGAAGAAGGAAAAGAAGUAGGUCAACAGUGGGAAGAUGAUUGGGAUGAUGAUGAUGUCAAUGAUGACUUCUCUCUGCAGCUCAAGAAAGAACUUGAAAGCAAUGUCGAGAAAAAGUAAGUCGAUGGUCUUGAAGUUAUGUACUUGAAGUUGUGUUUCGCGUGCGCUUUUGCAUCUGUUUUUAGUAUAAAAUAUUUAGACCUUUUGAGUCUUUCAAAGACCUGCAGUUUUUGUGGUUAUGACUUAUGAGCUUGAACUUGAUGUUCGAUUCUUUAUUUAGUAAAGUCGAUGAUCUGGUUGGGGUGUUCA
Molecule: messenger RNA, 549 nt
Organism: Helianthus annuus (common sunflower)
Lineage: Eukaryota; Viridiplantae; Streptophyta; Magnoliopsida; Asterales; Asteraceae
Product: protein DSS1 HOMOLOG ON CHROMOSOME V
Exons: 3
Coding region: 133-360 (75 amino acids)
Biological process (GO): proteasome assembly; double-strand break repair via homologous recombination; mRNA export from nucleus
Cellular component (GO): proteasome complex; proteasome regulatory particle, lid subcomplex
Source: RefSeq, a predicted model, not a curated record